Messenger RNA from Scylla paramamosain (green mud crab), 3855 nucleotides. RefSeq names its product Bardet-Biedl syndrome 2 protein homolog. Gene Ontology annotation, cellular component: membrane; BBSome; neuron projection. The coding region runs from base 163 to 2340 and encodes 725 amino acids. The transcript is spliced from 15 exons. The record is from RefSeq and is a predicted model, not a curated record. Gene Ontology annotation, biological process: non-motile cilium assembly. NCBI's taxonomy places the organism in Eukaryota, Metazoa, Arthropoda, Malacostraca, Decapoda, Portunidae. Gene Ontology annotation, molecular function: protein binding.
AUCAUUGUGAAUGUCAGUGUUUGUUUAUAUUUUGGUCUCGUCUCGGGACUCGGGACUUCAGGAGUCGGGACGCUAAUGGGUGAUAGGUGACGGGUGAUUGGUGGCGGCUCAUCCCGGCACCACACACACACACACGUUUAAAGAGGUGCAUGAGGCAGUAAGAUGUUGGUGCCGGUGUUCACCCUCGACCUGAAGCAGAAGAUCCUCCCAGGCCGAGUGUGCAUUGGCAAGUAUGACAGUGCCCACGCCUGCCUCACUGCCUCCACCACGGCCGACAAGGUGUUCAUCCACAACCCACACCAGCGCCUGGGCACUUCAGGGGGCCGGAUGUCCCUCAGCCAGAGCAGUGCUGAGAUCUCUCUCCUCAACAUCAACCAAACUGUGUCAGCCAUCACUGCCGGCGUGCUGACUCAGGCUCGGCACGGCGACACUCUGGUGGUGGGCACACCAACCAAUGUGCUCGCCUAUGACGUACAGAACAACGCUGAUGUCUUCUAUAAAGAUGUCUCAGAUGGUGCUAAUGCCAUUGCCAUCGGUCGCCUUGGCCACCACCUGUCCCCCAUGGCUCUCAUUGGUGGGAACUGCUCCAUCCAUGGGUUUGACAGUGAGGGGAAUGACCCAUUCUGGACUGUGACAGGAGAUAAUGUCACCUCCCUCACACUGACUGAUUUUGAUGGUGAUGAAGAAAAUGAGCUGUUGGUUGGCUCAGAGGACUUUGACAUUCGUGUCUUCAAGAAUGAGGAGAUAAUGUUUGAGAUCUCGGAGACAGAGGCAGUGACAGCCCUGUGCCCCAUGCAGGGAUCUCGCUUUGGCUAUGCCCUGGCAAAUGGCACAGUGGGGGUGUAUGAGAAGCUGGCCAGAUGGUGGAGGAUCAAGUCCAAGAACCAGGCCAUUGCCAUCUACAGCUAUGACCUGGAUGGUGACGGUGUCCCUGAGCUCAUAACAGGAUGGAGCAAUGGCAAGAUUGAUGCAAGGAAUGACCGGAGUGGAGAAGUGAUGUUCAAGGACAACUUUCAGUCUACUGUGGCAGGGAUUGUGGAGGGGGACUAUCGCAUGGAUGGCAAGAAUCAGCUGAUCGCCUGCUCUGUGGAUGGAGAAGUCCGGGGCUACAAGGCAUCCACCGCUGAGACCCGCUAUUCCAUGAUGGACGUGAACAUUGAGCAGGAGACCAUCAGGGAGCUGAGCCAGCGACGCCACACCCUCCUGCUGGAACUGAAGAACUAUGAGGAGAAUCAGCGCAUGGGUUCCUCAGGGGAAAUUGUGUAUGGCAAACCCUCCACUGCCGGAGACCAAGUGGGCAUCAUCCCGGCCAACACUCAGCUGCAGACUGGACUGGCCAUCAACAUGGGGAAUGAAGAAAAGAAUAAACCACCCCAUGUUGAGAUUGCCCUGGCCACCACCAAUGACACUGUGAUCCGAGCCGUCAUCAUAUUUGCUGAGGGAAUCUUUGAGGGCGAGAGUCACGUGUACCACCCUCGGGAGUCAAUCCUGACCAGCAACAUCAGGAUCCCACUUUACCCCCCAAAGGAUGUUCCUGUUGACCUGCACAUCAAGGCCAUGGUGGGCUACAAGGCAUCCCUGCACUACCACGUGUUUGAGUUGACCCGCCAGCUGCCGCGCUUUUCCAUGUACGCCCUCUGCACUGUGGCCGUCACCCCCCCACAAGGAUAUGUCAAGUUUAAGCUGCCUGAGAGGGUAGCAAGGAUUGUUAUGUGGGUGAAUUCCAACUUCCUGCUCCUGGAAGACCUGCAGCUGGAUGAAGACGGCGCCCUGGACGUGUCUUUCCUGUCCCUCCGCACCAGCAUGCCACUCCUUAUCCAGGCCAACAAUCAGUGCGAAAUGACCAUCCGCACAGACGACAUGGAGCUGGCCAGCGACCUCAUCCAGGCGUUGGCUAACUACCUCAAUCUUGAAGACCUCCAGGUUGAGGCAGACUUCCCCUCAGAGUUGGACCAGCUUGCCUCCCUACUGGAGCGUGUAGAGGAGUACCACGCCACCCGCCAGCGUCUGUCUGCUGAGAUGGCAGACCACUCGGGGGUGAUUCGCACACUGGUGGUGAGGGCUGAGGACGCCAGGCUCAUGUCAGAUAUGGAGAGCAUGCGUCACUGGUACCGGGAGCUGUACAACCUGAACAAGGACCUCAUCAGUGGCUACAAGAUCCGCUGUAAUAACCACCAGGAGCUGCUCAAUUGCCUCAAGCAAGUAAACCAGACCAUUCAGAAAGCUGGCCGGCUGAGAGCUGGGAAAUCCAAAACAGCAGUGAUAAGUGCAUGUAGACAAGCAAUUAAAAGUAAUAAUGUUAGUGCCCUUGCAAAAAUUAUAAGAACUGGCUCAUCUUAAAAUAGAAAACAGCCAAAGCACUGAAUAUAUAACAGAGACAGUGCCUUUGCUGUGAAACCAUCUCUGUCUCAAUGAUUCUGAUAAGAAAUCUGGUAGUUCAAUCACUUUUGCACAUUUUUACUUUAGUGUACAGUUAAGGAAGCACACUGUGAUAACUGUAACAAAACUAGUCAUUAGUACAAACAUGCAGCACAGGCCUGGUGUGAGGCAUCUUUUGUGUUGCACCAACAUACCAGCAAAUUUUAAACAAGCAAAUCCAGAUUAAUGCAACAGAAAUUAUCUAAAAUUGUCAAGCCAUUCAGCUUGGCCAACUGUUUUAGACAAUGAUUGAAUUGGUCUACUUCCUGGGAUAUGACCGACAUGCAUAAUUCCACUCUGGAGAUGUGUAUGUACAUGACAGACAUUAGCAGUUAUCUGUUGAUAUGAUCUAAAUUUGCCCAAAGAUCCAGAGAAUUGCUAAUCUAAGAAGUAGAUGUAGGCAGUGUUAAUGAUUUAAUAAAACUUGAGAGAAAAAAAAUAGAAAAAUGUGUAGUGUAAGCCAUUAUAACAUGUUGCUGUUAGCACAUUCAGCAUACUAUAUAAUAGAUUUCUCCCUAAUUUCAUAGUAAUUUUUGUUAUUGUACUUUAGUGUGAUGCAUCCAGGAAUUAUGUUUCUCUUUUAGGGGAAUGUAUUACAGGUUCAGGAGCACCACAUUGAGUAUUUAGUGAACAAACUCACUUUCGGAGCAGCUCAACAAUAGGGAAGCCAUCAAGGAAAACCAUAGACACCAACAUAAUUAUAAGGAAGCAUUUGAUUUAACAUGCAUUCCUCAGUUAUGCCUUUGUCCCUGGUGGUAUUUGUUGUCAAAUCCAUACCAGCCAGUAAUAUUUAAGGGUUCACAACCCACAUUACCCUGAAAUUACAGAUUUCAAGCAAUGAAUCUUAUCUUGAAACAGGCCAUGAGAGGCAAACAUACACCCAAGCUGCUGCUCUGAGUUUAGAUCCCUGUUCUGCCAAACAUUUGGUUACUACUACAGCUGACUUCAUCAGCUUUGUCUACUGCAUUACUACAUCAACAACACAUGAUGAUUAAUGACAUAUCUAUACAGAUGAACUGUGACUCCUGCUCUCAAUCCCUGUCUGUACUGAUUUUCUUUUUCCAUCCACUUUAUCAAUACUCAAUUCUUUGAGAAAUUUACAUCAUCCCCCUCCACUGUGGUGGGGUGACAGCCUGGCCACACAUUCUGUGGCUGGCUUAGAAAAAUCCUGCUACCAUGUACGUCAUGGUUCUUGGAAAACUGAACUAUCCUCUCCUGUGUGCUCUAACUAAAAUAGGAGCAAACACAUUCCGUCCAUUAAGUUGCCUUGUACAACACACAGGGAAUAUGGAGACACACACUAUACCCUGUGUCUGCAGGCUGGCUGUAUGUUAAUCUCCCUGUCUGGCUGCACCACUGUUACUGUAGACCACAGUGUUGUGGCAUUGGGAUUGCACAAAUAUAUAUAUAUAUAUAUAUAUAUAUAUAUAUAUAUAU